This is a messenger RNA of Zingiber officinale, 1137 nucleotides long. RefSeq lists its product as uncharacterized. The transcript is spliced from 2 exons. The coding region runs from base 1 to 1137 and encodes 378 amino acids. Gene Ontology annotation, molecular function: protein binding. NCBI's taxonomy places the organism in Eukaryota, Viridiplantae, Streptophyta, Magnoliopsida, Zingiberales, Zingiberaceae. The record is from RefSeq and is a predicted model, not a curated record.
AUGCUUCAUUGCUCACUGUCACCUUCAGUAAUAUCUACCCUCCAGCACUUGCCAACUCUUCACAACCACCACCACCACCACCACUUCGACCAUCUACAGAAAGGAUUGUGCAAGGAAGUGAGAUCUCUAAUUUCCAGACAUCUUUUAGGAAUUUCAACACUUGGACAUGAAGGAAGAACAAGAGGCAGCAGCUUCGACUUCACUGCAACAAACACUGCAACUUGUCAGCUCAUUGGUUUCCUCGCCCUACUCGAUUCAAUGCUUCGCGGGGAAAUGGCAGUUGAUCCGCAGCAAACUCGAGCAACUAGUUUCAGUCCGCUCUUGGAUCGAUGCAGUGAUGGAUCUUACGACGACGGUAAGCUCCAUUUGAGGAGUGAUCUUGAUGCUGUCGUCUCCAAGCUUGAGUUCCACAUCAACAGCUUCACUGAAAUGAACUCUUCCCCCAAUGUGAAGAACUCCCAAGCCAUCAUCCUAUCAAAGCCAGGUGCCAAUGCCAGUAGAGAGGACAUCAAAUUCUAUAUCAAAGAUCUCUUAUCGAGGCUAAGGAUUGGAGAUCCGAUCAUGAGGAUCCAAACCUUAGUUGCCCUCAAAGAAAUUCUCGUCAAAGAUGAGAAACAUGUAAGAAUUAUGACCACAGAGGUAAAUGAUGCCAUAGAUAUCUUAGUGGCCUUUCUCGAAUAUAAAGAUGCUGGUGUUCAAGAAGGGGCUGCGGGAGUUCUCUCUGUGAUCGCCGAGUUGAAUUCUCACAGAGGAGCACUUGUUGCAUCAGGUGCGAUAGCUCCACUGAUACAAGUCUUGGAGAAGAGCACUGAAUUGGGCAAAGAGAGUUCAGCAAAAGUGCUACGGAAACUAACCGAGAAAUCGGACAAUGGGUGGUCAGUUUCUGCUCAUGGAGGCAUCACAGCUCUGCUCAAGAUAUGUGUCCAUCCAAAUAGUAGCAAAGAGUUAGUUGUUUUGGCUUGCCAAAUUCUGAAAAACCUUAGUAGUGCGGAAGAGAUGAGGAGGUUCAUGGUGGAAGAAGGAGCAAUUCGGGUUCUUUUGAAGCUCUCGAACUCGAUUGAGGAAGCUCAUCAGAUUCAAGCGAUCGAAUUGCUUCAAGAUUUGGCAUCUGGCGAUCGAACUGCUUCAGUUGCUUGA